Molecule: messenger RNA, 815 nt
Organism: Hippocampus zosterae (dwarf seahorse)
Lineage: Eukaryota; Metazoa; Chordata; Actinopteri; Syngnathiformes; Syngnathidae
Product: histone H4
Exons: 1
Coding region: 455-766 (103 amino acids)
Biological process (GO): nucleosome assembly
Cellular component (GO): nucleosome
Molecular function (GO): structural constituent of chromatin; protein heterodimerization activity; DNA binding
Source: RefSeq, a predicted model, not a curated record
CCUGAUGGCAGGCGUUGACGCUAAAUACAGAUUCAGUAUCAUACGUAGAACACAGUUGUGAUAAAUUAAUUUUUUAAAAAUCAUUUCAACAAUCGCUUGUAAAAAUGAUAGUUGAACCUUAGAGAUACCAAAUGUGUCCAAUGCCUUACUAACAUAAGCUGUCGAUCUAAUUACUCGUAUUUCAAGACAGUAUGAAAGCGCCCUUUAAUGUGAACAAGGGAAAUUGCCAACGUAUAAAUUCACAUCACCCAAAGGAACACGUUCAGCACAAUUUGUUCCUGACACGACAAAUAAAGGUAAAUGUGUUUAUACGGGUCAUGGGAGAAGGGCUGCUGAGUGACGUUUCUGGUACACAACUGGGUCAGCUGUCCUCUCUCAGGUCCGCAGUGCUGUUUCAUAAUAGGAGUCGCCUCACUGGGUUGAAGGUAAAUUGCGUUAUCGCUGACUUGAUACAAUGUCCGGAAGAGGCAAGGGAGGCAAAGGUUUGGGUAAAGGGGGUGCCAAGCGUCACCGUAAGGUUCUUCGGGACAACAUCCAGGGCAUCACCAAGCCAGCCAUCCGCCGUCUGGCUCGACGUGGUGGAGUUAAGCGCAUCUCCGGUCUCAUCUACGAGGAGACUCGCGGUGUUCUCAAGGUCUUCCUUGAAAACGUCAUCCGGGACGCCGUAACCUACACGGAACAUGCUAAGAGGAAGACGGUGACCGCUAUGGAUGUCGUGUAUGCUCUCAAGCGACAGGGACGCACUCUCUACGGCUUCGGCGGCUGAGCUCUCCAUCCGGCUCCUAGGCAACACAAAGGUCCUUUUAAGGGCCACA